AGCUGCGGUGGAAUCUCUACAGUCAGGCAGAAUUGAAGUUGAACAACUUGGGCUCGGCUUAAUUUAAAUCAUCAAUUUGACCAUGGAUGGGCUCCAGUUUGGCGCUAUAAUUAUUGCUGCAUUAGGCACUAUUUACCUCACGGGUAAAAGUGGUAUGAUGAUGCGAAAACUUCAAGAAAUAGCUACAGGCAAGGCAGGAUGUGUGCCGGCCGAAGACCUUGGUUUUGUCACCAUACACUAUUUCGCUGGUCGAGGUCGAGCAGAAGCUAUUCGACUCCUGCUGAAGCAAGCCAAUGUACCUUAUAAUCAGACAGACUUUACCCGAGAAACUUGGCCUGAAGCCAAGAAAGCAGGAGUAGAACAAGGCCUAUACACCUAUGGACAAGUACCUGCUAUUUUGACAUCAUCAGGUGUAUCUAUGGUCCAGCAGCAGGCCAUCCUUCAUUACAUUGGUAGGGCUACAGGAAUGGACUGUGAUUGUGAAGAUCUCCAUCGCUGUGAGGUUCUAGCUCAAGGAGUUGAGGACGCUCGCAGCAAGUUAUCAAAGAUGAUCUAUGACCCGUCUUUUUCGCUUGCCAUGAGGAAUGAAUACUUGAGGGAGAUAGCUCCGCUCUGGCUGGGAUACUUUGAGAAGAUAGCCCCCUCUAUACCCUCUCAGCAAAAUGGAUAUUUUGUAUCUCAUCGACUGACCUGGGUGGAUUUCCUCAUCUUCGACCUCCUCGACACCAAUGUGGAAUUCGGCAAGCUGGAUAUAGGGCGCUCUCCUGUGGCCAUCUUAGCAGAGUUCCCGAAACUCAACUCCUACUACAACCACAUGAAGGCAUUACCAAGUAUUGGAAAUUAUCACAGGAGUUCUGAGAGGCCUCCUUUUAAGAUACCAUACAUGCCUAAACCUGAAUCGAAUGCCAAACAGAUGUGAAUUUAAGAGUGUUUGUCUGAAAUAUGUAGUACUAUUCAUUUUAUUUUAGCCAACAGUCCAGUGUAUGUACAUGUAGCUGUGGUGAAAUAUUUAGAGUGAAAAUUACAUGAAAUGUAAAAUUUGUUGUGUUGUGUAGCCUAAGGAUUAAUUGUUGAAUAUGGGGUCUGAAGAGUAUCUAGUUACUGUCUUUAUUGUUAGAAAGACAUUCCUCAUGAAAAAAAACCAUACUGAAUUAUGUAAUAUAAUUUGGGAUAUUAAGUUCAAAUUCAUUACACAAUUAGGGUAAUUUUUAAACAUUUCAGCUUUCCUUGAUUGAACUUUAAAGAUGACUUGUCUCAUGACUGUAGAGCAUUUAAGUGCAUAAAAAUAUAUUUUGUGUUGGAUCACUUGGAUAUUAUGAAAUUCAUCUGAAAUAUGAUUAUAAUUUAACUGACCCCAUUCUGUGCCGCCAGAAGGAGUUUGUAAGAACCCUUCAUUAUUUGAGUUGCUUCGCUUCAAUUUACGGCUGAUACUAAGCCUAAAUUGUGUACCUACCUUCAUAGCCAACCACAGUUCGUUGUUUAGCAUCCAUUGUCUCUUUCGGUUCUAUUAUAUAUUGUUUUGCUCCAGCGUUCUAGUUAUUUGUGCGAUUUUACUCCAAUGAUUGCAUGUCGAAAAGCGUCAGUAUGUCAGUUUUUAAGGCUAUUUUACGAUUCUGUGGUACCAAAAUUUAUUUAUUGAAUAGAAUUUAGUAGAAAUAGGUGGAUUCAAAUAUGUAAAUCUUUAUCCUUCUGUACAAAGUCAUCUGUCAGGAGAGAAAACUUUUAUAACUUAUUCUGUUUUGUGUAGUUUCCAAGGUUCUGAAGUUGUAGAUGGAUGUAUAAAUUAUUCACAGUUCAUUUUUCAGUCAUUUUGAUCUUUCAUACUUCUUUUCAUGUACACUGCCAAAUGGGUGGAACUCUCACAAAACUUCCUUCUCAUCUACCUUCAAACGUAGUGAUAUGUAGUAGCAACAUUUGGUAAAACUUCCUAGAAAAGAUUAUACGUUAUUUCAGCAUAGAUUGUUGUUAUGGAAUUAUUCUGUUUAACAGAACCAAGUUCUUACCAUUAUAACCCUCUAUGGGUAUGAUCAUUUGAUUAUUUAAUUGUAAAUGUAAACCAAGUCUUUCAAAAGCAGGAAGAAUUUUUCCUUUGUAAAAAGAUAGGUCAGCAAAUUGUGAUACAUAAAAAUAUAUAUUCUAAAUCAAAACUUCAAACUAGUUGAAUAUUAUUUAGCUAUUUGAUCAAAGAGCAAUAUGACACAUGAAUACGAUCAUCUGGUUACUAGAUUUUCAGUGGCUGAAUUCACAAAGUGUUUAUUAUCAUGUUAUGGUUCAACCUGUUCUAUCAAGGAGGCUAAACAAGCCCCCCCCCCAAAAAAAAAAAAAAAGGAAACAAAUAACUACUUGAAUAAACAAUUAACUUAAUAGAUAAAAAGAUAGAAAAUAGAUAAAUGAAUAAAUUAAUAUAUAUACUAAUGAAUUGAUUAAUGAAUUAGUGGAUAAUUGAAUAAAAUAAUAAUUGAUAGAAUAAAUAAUUCAUGAAAUGAAUAAAUAAGUUUAAAGAAGGAUAAAAUGUGGAAAGUUCAUUUGAAUGCCUCUGCCUACUAGGUCCCGUUUCAUAAAGUCUUGUUAUAUUAACAAAUGCACAAUUUCUAUAACAAAUUUACCAUCAGCCAAUCAGAUCGAAGGCUUUCAGUAGCUUUUAACUGUUAUUGAAAAUUUGAUAUUGAAACAAGUUUAAUGAAACGGGUCACGGGAGAUUGGUGCUGGAAAAAUAGCAAAUGUUAUUUUUUUUAAUUUGACAAGCAUAAAGUCUCGGUCACCACCACUUUUUUCUAAACAACCUAGAGAACUGCUGAUUUAUCACUUUUUAAAUCAAAUCAUGUCAAUAAUGAUGUAAUCAUUGAAUUAUUUUUUGUAGAAUCAUGCAAUAUUGAUGAUUAAUUUCUUUGUUAUUUAUGCUUGAAUGAAAUAAAUAUGUGAUUGUUCAUAUUUUUACCUCA
This is a messenger RNA of Lytechinus pictus (painted urchin), 2942 nucleotides long. RefSeq names its product glutathione S-transferase P-like. The transcript has 5 exons. Bases 83 to 919 code for a protein of 278 amino acids. Gene Ontology annotation, biological process: glutathione metabolic process. The record is from RefSeq and is a predicted model, not a curated record. Gene Ontology annotation, molecular function: glutathione transferase activity. NCBI's taxonomy places the organism in Eukaryota, Metazoa, Echinodermata, Echinoidea, Temnopleuroida, Toxopneustidae.